UUAUUCCACUCUGAGUGUGUGUGUGUGUGUGUGUGUGGGUGGCACUACAUUUUUGAGGAAGUCAAGAAACUGAAGAAAAUGGACGACAUGUGUAUGGCUAUGCUUGAUGGAUUUUUUUACCUGUAUCACCGGUGAAAUAUGGGAUCUAUGCCUUUAUGUCAGUGUUCGUGGAGAUGGAUCGAAGAGCAGCGACAUAUCGGCACUAAAACAACGAUGCUAGCUUCUUUGCUAGCUUGCUCUCUGAUGUUUGUUUCUCCGACCCAACGUUACGGUUGAUGUUACAAUUUCAGAUACAGCGUUUAAAACUUAGGUCCUCUUGCUUUAUUACUUACUAAUUGGAGUAACGUUAACUUAAAACGGCCAACUUUACCAGGUGACAUUUAGCGUCUUGCUAACGUUACAUUAGUUAGCUGACUUUAGAGGUAGCUAUUGGCGUUAACCCUAGCCAGAAUUAGUUAAGCUAAUUAACAUAAUGUUAGCUCAAAAGUCAAUGAAUACCCAAAGUAACGUUACACAGUUUAGAUGACAGUGACUAACACAAACAGCUUCGUUUGUUACUCAGCAAUUACGUCGCAAUAAACGUCAAUUCUGUUAAACUAUUUGCAGUUUAUUUGUUCUUACAAACGGACAAUACCGUUACCUCCACGUUUACAAAUGAGGCAUCCUCAAUUAUGAGGUUAAAGGUAAAACAUAACUUCUUACGUUUGCAAAAUCUGUAUUUUAUUGUUCUUCUAGGUAACUUUAAGUUCAAAUAUAAUCUUUGCUUGAUAUAAAUUUCAUAACGACUAACUCACCGGAUGGGGCUGAAAAAAAAGAUACUAUUUUAGGCAAAUUUCUCUGUGUCAACAAAUCAGUUUCCUUUAUUAAAGUAGGUUAUCUAAUGGCUAAACUGUGUUCAAUUAGGGCAGGAGAGUUGGCACAUCUGUAGGUAGUAACAUUUUUACAGAACAGCCUCAUCAAGUGUAGCUCAUAACUACCAGAAAUGCGUCUUUCCUCUUUUUUGGCCGUGUUCAGGCCUGCUUUACCCCUUAUCCUCGGGCUGUCUCUGGGAUGUAGUCUGAGCCUUUUGAUGGUGUCCUGGACACAAGGGGAUACCGAUGACUCCUGUGGAGAUGAACUGGUCAAUGGGAGGCUUUUCAUGGGCAGAAGAGAUGCCCAGGGAGACUCAAGGGAUGGUGCUGGAGAUGAAGACGUCCAGCCACGUAUAGUGCCUUAUCACAAAGAUCCAAACAAGCCACACAAAAAAGUCCUCAGAACUCGUUAUAUUCACACUGAACUGGGCAUCAGAGAGCGACUGCUGGUGGGUGUACUGACCUCCCGGGCCACCCUCAACACGCUGGCUGUGGCGGUGAAUCGCACAGUUGCCCACCACUUCCAUCGCACCUUUUUCUUCACUGGCCUGCGCAGCCCUAAGGUGCCUCACGGAAUGACUGUGGUUGCCCACGGCGACGACCGUCCAGUUUGGUUGAUGUACGAGACAGUGCGUCACCUCCACCAGCACUACGGCUCUGACUAUGACUGGUUCUUCCUAGCUCAGGAUGACACCUACAUGCAAGCAAAUCGUCUGUCAGAGCUGGUGGGCCAUCUCAGUGCAGGUCAAGACCUGUAUAUGGGCAGGGCGGAGGAGUUUAUAGGUGGAGAAGAGAAAGCACGCUAUUGCCAUGGGGGCUAUGGCUACCUGCUGUCUCGCAGUCUGCUGGCCCGUCUGCAGCCCCACCUUGACACCUGCCGUAAUGACAUCCUCAGUGUGAGGCCUGAUGAGUGGCUGGGCCGCUGCAUUAUUGAUUACCUGGGUCUCAGUUGCGUGGAGGUGCACCAGGAGAUGACCUAUCAUUACUUUGAGCUCGGGAAAAACGCAGAUCCAGAGCGCGAAGAUAGUGUACAGUUUAAAAAUGCCUUCACAGUCCAUCCUAUAUCGGAACCAAAUCUCAUGUACCGCCUGCACAAACGCUUCAGCCAGAUUGAGCUGGAAUGGACUUACCUACAGAUUCAACAGCUGCAGGUGCAGAUCAACAACCUGAGUGACCUGACGCCAGAGGGUAAAGCUGGAGUCACGUGGCCUAUCGGUAUUAACCCUCCCUUCAAACCUAAAACCCGCUUCGAGGUUAUAAACUGGGAGUACUUUACUGAGGAUCAUAUUUACUCGUGCAUUGACAGCUCCCCAAAGUGCGAGAUGAGGGGGGCUGACCGUGCAGAUGUAAACGCAGUUCUGGAGAUUGCCGUGGAGCGUCUGAAUGAACGCUACCAGCCCCAGCUACGCUUCCGCAAGCGGCGACUACUUAACGGUUACCGGCGCUUUGAUCCCACGCGUGGUAUGGAGUAUGUGCUGGACCUCGCGCUGGAGGCCUACACCCAGAAAGGCCACAGUCAAGUCAUUGCGAAACGGGUUAACUUGUUGCGACCUCUAAGUGCAGUUGAGAUUAUCCCCAUGCCCUAUGUGACGGAGGCAACACGGGUGCAGGUCAUCCUACCUGUCACUGCCCAGGAUCAGGACUAUGUUGGUAACUUCCUCGACAUGUAUGUGAUGAACACUUUGGACACCCACGACAAUGUUUUACUCACGUUCUUGUUCAUCUAUGAUCCCUUUGAUGCCCAGCGAGUCAGCCAGACCGAUGUGUUUGCCGGCAUUAAGGCCAUGAUAGGGGAGGUGGAGAAGCGCUACGGAGACGUGAAGAUCCCCUGGAUCAGCGUGAAGACGGAGGUGCCCUCGCAGGUCAAGCUGAUGGACAUCAUCUCUAAGAAGCAUCCAGUGGACACGCUGUUUUUCCUCGCAGGUGUGUGGACAGAGGUCAAUGCCGACUUCCUGAACCGGUGCAGAAUGAACGCCAUCAGCAACUGGCAGAUCUUCUUCCCCAUCCACUUCCAAGAGUACAGUCCUGCCGUCAUGUACCGCGACCAGCAGCCCUCUGCCGCCUCCUCGUCUUUCGCUUCUGAGUCCCUGCGAGACGGCCACUUUGACCGCCAGGUCUUCGACGAGGCUUGCUUUUACAAUGCGGACUACAUGACGGCGCGGACCAAGAUGGCUGCUGACAUCUUGGACAACGAGGAGCUGCUGGAAAGCAUGGACGUGUACGACAUAUUUGUCCGUUACUCGGGCCUACAUGUGUUCAGAGCUGUCGAGCCGGCGCUGAUCCAGAAAUACGUGCGGCGAGCGUGCAACCCACGAUUCAGUGAGGAUAUCUACCACCGCUGUGUCCUCAGCAACCUGGAGGGUCUGGGGUCUCGCUCACAUCUAGCUAUGGCUCUUUUUGAACAAGAGCAAGCCAACAGCACCUAAGAAGCCUGUUGGGGAAGCUUCAAAAAUACUGUCUGGACUAAAGGGUACUCACGCAGAAUAAUGUGAAUUAUAAUAUGGUACUUUUGUGAUUCAUACACUGAAAUGUGCGCCCUUGUAUUUAGCAGAAAGAGGUCAGGAUCAGCUCGAGAACAGCAUCGUCUUGCCCUUGGACACUUUGACAGAGCAAAUGUGUGCUGAUGCAUAAAUUCCUCCGGCUGAAAAUCUCUCUACUCAGUAUUUAUGAGUACUUCUGGAUUAUGAGUCAAUAACUUUGACUCUGUCGUGACUCGUGUCUAGACGACCUCUGAGUCAUGGAGAUGUUUAAGCGUGGACUGCUGUUACAUACUGUCGGACUACUUGUAUUCCUGCCGUUGAUGUAUUCUUACAGGAGCCGAGCAACAAUAUUUAUACUCCCAAUUAAAAAGAAAUAUAGGAGGUUGUGUUUUGAAAUAUUAAAUGAACAAAGGCCUUCAUUGUUGAUGGAAACACUUGAGCCAUAAGUCUUCCUUAUGUGAAGACAUUUAAGAUACUGGAAACAGUCUGAAGCCGUUGGCUGCCUUUUCUUUUCUUUUUUUUAAAGAGGUAUUAAAGAGUGUUAUUUCCGUU
Messenger RNA from Cottoperca gobio, 3883 nucleotides. RefSeq names its product chondroitin polymerizing factor 2 (gene chpf2). The record is from RefSeq and is a predicted model, not a curated record. Gene Ontology annotation, cellular component: Golgi cisterna membrane. The coding region runs from base 983 to 3277 and encodes 764 amino acids. Lineage: Eukaryota; Metazoa; Chordata; Actinopteri; Perciformes; Bovichtidae. Gene Ontology annotation, molecular function: glucuronosyl-N-acetylgalactosaminyl-proteoglycan 4-beta-N-acetylgalactosaminyltransferase activity. The transcript is spliced from 4 exons.